Messenger RNA from Fusarium keratoplasticum, 789 nucleotides. RefSeq lists its product as uncharacterized. The record is from RefSeq and is a predicted model, not a curated record. The transcript has 3 exons. Bases 1 to 789 code for a protein of 262 amino acids. Gene Ontology annotation, cellular component: membrane. Lineage: Eukaryota; Fungi; Ascomycota; Sordariomycetes; Hypocreales; Nectriaceae.
AUGUCCAGAGAUACCGAUUCUGAGUCGAGCGAUGGAGGGUUCAAACUGUACCACUACGACCCUUCCUUCGCUGGCGCAGUCCUGUUCGCUGUCCUGUUUGGUGCCAUGUCGAUUCGUCACUUGCAACUCUUGGUCAGGUCGAGGACAUGGUCUUUCAUUCCGUUUCUGGUAGGCUGUCUGUGUACGUCUCCCUCCCUCCCUCUUGACAAUCUGCCUCUCUACCUGCUGGAGGGCGAGGACUACUCCCUUAUCCGCGUCAAGUGGUUGACAAAACUCUUUCUGCUGGGCGAUAUCCUGUCCAUCUUUGGUCAAGCAGGAGGAGGCGGUUUACUCGCCGGUUCCAAGUCCAAGUCGACUCAGGACCUCGGAAACGCCGUUAUUCUUAUUGGCCUCGGCAUUCAAGUUGCCUUCUUUAGCGGCUUCAUGCUGGUGACAGCUGUUUUCCACAUCCGAAUCGCAAUGCACCCGACGCUCCAAUCCAAGACCACCACUAGGCCUUGGAAAAGAUUUCUAGGUGUUCUCUACUUCAGUAGCGUACUGAUCAUGGUGCGGUCCGUCUUUCGCAUGGCCGAGUACGCUCAAGGGAACAAUGGAAGCCUUAUGAAGAAGGAAGUCUACGCCUAUGUUCUGGAUGCGUUGCUUAUGUUGAUCGUAGCAGUCAUUUUCACAUUCUAUCAUCUCAGCGAUGUGCUUCAGGGCCACAAGGUUUUAGAUAGGGGCGCUCAUUUGGAAGAAAGCUCUGACAGCUUCCCCAUGGUUGGACAGACCAGCUAUAGGAGGAUGGAUUAA